Messenger RNA from Dunckerocampus dactyliophorus (ringed pipefish), 4696 nucleotides. Its product is annotated as transcription factor Sp3-like. Gene Ontology annotation, biological process: regulation of transcription by RNA polymerase II. The record is from RefSeq and is a predicted model, not a curated record. The transcript is spliced from 9 exons. Gene Ontology annotation, molecular function: RNA polymerase II cis-regulatory region sequence-specific DNA binding; DNA-binding transcription factor activity, RNA polymerase II-specific. Bases 220 to 2136 code for a protein of 638 amino acids. NCBI's taxonomy places the organism in Eukaryota, Metazoa, Chordata, Actinopteri, Syngnathiformes, Syngnathidae.
GCGAUCAACACUUAGCCCGCCUAUGAUAAAAUAAUCAUGUCCGGAGUUGUCUUGAUCACAUAAUCCCUCAAAUCACGCUAUGAGCGCCACGUAAACACUUCGGGGAGUGAAUCGUGUGGGGAUGCUUUUCUGGCAGACAGGAGUUGAAGAUUACAGAGUUUUUGCUGCUGCUGCUAGCCACUCUCUCUCCCUUGCUAGCGCCCCUUGAAACAAGGAGAAAUGGCGUCCGCGGACGUGGACAGCAGUCAAAGCGAGUUCCUGCAAUCCGCGACGGAAACGCAGACGACAGAUAUGUCUGCCAUUCAGCUGUCGGGCUCAGACCGCUGGGAGGUGUUAACUCCUGUCUCAGCCGGCAAGGAAGACCCAAAUGCCGGGAUUGUCACGUCCAACGGACAGUAUGUGCUUCCCAUCGGGAGUCUUCCCAGCCAGCCCAUCUAUGUCACGGCGCCGGGGAGCGAGGCCACGGCAAAUGGCGUGUCGGGGAUUCAGUAUCAGGUCAUCCCGCAAAUCCAAAAUGCAGACGGCACCCUCGCGGGAUUUUCCACGCAAGCUUUGGAUGACGGCCAGAUCCAGCUCCUCCAAGAUGGCAGCCAAACCGGUAUCGGGCUCAGCUGCGCCGCGACGGCGACCACGGACCUCCUGACGCAAGCUGGCCAGGUGCAGUCCAUCCAAGGCGUCAACCUUGCCGGGGGAUCGGCGUACACGGGCGCCGUCCCCGUGGGCCUCCCGGGCAACAUCACCUUUGUGCCCAUCAACAGCGUGGACCUGGAGUCACUCGGCCUGACUGCGGCGCAGACGGUCCCCAUAGCGACGGGGGUGACGCCGGAGGGUCAGCUGAUCAUGAGCGGGCAGACGCUGGAGGGUCAGGACGGCGGCGCCAAACAGAUAGUGGCGAUCGGGGGCGAUGCCAACCAGGAGCUCUACGUGCCAACAACCACCGACAACUCCAACGCCUCGCAGCUCCCCGAGACAAUCGAUGGGACGGGGGUGCUAACACAAGCCACCGCUGUGUCCGUGGGGGUGUCGGACCCCUCUUCCUCCUCCGACAACUUCAACUCACACCACCUGCAGCAGAUACAGGUGUCGUCCUCCAGCGCCACCGCCAUCACACAACCCAUCCUGCAGUUGUCAGGUGACACCCAGGUUGCUCAGGGCCAGGACAUGAGCGGGACAGGGGCAGCAGGGGGUCAGACUCUGCAGAGCGUUCAGCUGGUCAACCCAGGAACCUUCCUUAUCCAGGCCCAGACAGUCACCGCCACCGGUCAGAUCCAAUGGCAGACGUUCCAGGUUCAGGGUGUUCAGUCGCUCCAGGGGCUCCAGCUGCCUCAGGGCCAGGGCCAGGCCCAGCAGCUGACCUUAGCGCCGGUCCAGACCCUUCCUCUGGGCCAGACGGGCCAGGUCAGCCUGCCCAACCUGCAGACGGUGACGGUGAACUCUCUAACACAAGCUGGAGUCCAGUUCACGCAGGGCGACGACAACAACAGCCCAGCUGGUAUCCAAAUCAAGGAGGAGCCCGACUCGGAGGAGUGGCAUCUGAGCGGCGACUCCACGCUAAACCCCAGCGACCUCAACAACCUGAGAGUCCAACUUGUCGACGACGACUUGGACGCGGCCAGCGGCGAGGGCAAGAGGCUGCGGAGGGUGGCCUGUACCUGCCCCAACUGUAAAGAGUCCGGUGGAAGAGGGUCCGGCGUGGGCAAGAAGAAGCUGCACAUCUGCCACAUCGUCGGCUGUGGAAAAGUGUACGGCAAGACGUCACACCUCCGAGCUCACCUACGCUGGCACAGCGGCGAGCGGCCGUUUGUCUGCAACUGGAUGUACUGCGGCAAGAGGUUCACUCGCAGCGACGAGCUGCAGAGACACCGCAGGACGCACACGGGCGAGAAGAAGUUUGUGUGCACCGAGUGCUCCAAGAGGUUCAUGCGCAGCGACCACCUGGCCAAACACAUAAAGACUCACCAGAACAAAAAGGGCGCCGCCCCCCCUUCCUCCACAUCGUCACCCACGACGGACACCGUCAUCACCGCUGACGGCACCACGCUCAUUCUGCAGACGGCCACCACCCACGACCUCAUGGCCAAUCAGGAGAUGCCGCUGCAGCUGGUCACGGUGGCACCCAGCGAGGUGUUGGAGUGAAGGAAACACCACAAGGGACUUCUUUUGGUGGGCUUUUUUCUCCCCUCCUCCUCCUCUCUUAUCUUUUUCUAUAUGAAUAUAUACGUAAAUAUAUAUGACAAAUAUAUAUAUUUUAACUGAGAGUUAUCAUGACUUUGUUUUUGCAGUCUUUUUAUAGGCCGGCUGAAACAUUCAAAAUGUACACACACACGCGCGCACACACGUACGUUAACACAAUGAAAUGCCUUAUUUUGUAUCAUAGUCGUGUAUAAAAUGCUGGAGGUGCAUGUGUGUGUUUUUAAAGAAAAAUGCAACCCAUUCUCCGGGAAGCAGUUUGGAACGUGCGCUGUGCGUGUGAAACGUUAUCAUUGAUCGUCUCUUCCGCUCCUUUUUAAUCUGCACUAAAAGUGAUACAUCUGAGGCACAAAUGUCUAAUUUCCCGUAAGAGAGCAUCACUUCCUGGUUAGUGGUUGCCAAGGAAACAGCUCCAGGUGCUUUGCCAGUGGUUGUCCACCUUUCACAGAAAGCAGCGAGAGGUGGGACAAAAGACGGAAUAGCGAAUCAGAGAUGAAUUCUUCCAGCAUCCGCUCAGUCGGGACAGAAUGUUUUUCUCCCCUUCUUUUGCUUGAUUUCAUUUUCUUGUAAAUUCAUCUUUGUAGGUCUUGGCUGAUCUAGUGAGGUGGGUGGUCUCUCUCGCUCUUUUUUUUUUUUUUUAAAGGACAGAAACACGUAACAAAUUUGGGAAACAUUCCAGUCGAGACGAUGCAGGAUUGCUUUUGCAAUAACUCUCUGGCCCACGUGUGCUUCAAGUCCAAAAGUAAAACAAUCAUGUUUUUUUUUCCUCCAUGUUUAUCCUUCUGUUUGUAGCAUUCAUUUUACAUGUAUAUUACCCUCUUGUUUAUAGAAGCCAUCACUUAGAAAUUUAUUUCAAUGUAUCAAAACCUUAUUUUAAGUGAUUUUUUUUUAAGUUGGUGUAAAAAUUGAAUGUUACCUUUUUUUUGUAAAACCUUUUUUCAAAAUGGAUCACAAUAAAGUCUCUGUCACUAAAAGACGUUCAGGCACCCUUUUCUACACAUUUCAUGGCUAAAAUUAUGAUAUUCACACAAAUUAGUGCUGCAACUUUCAAACACAUGGGGAAAUUGAAUAAAAGAAAAUGGCUAGCAAAAAAACAAAAGGCACCAGACAGGAAGUCGUAAAGGAAUUCAAGACUGUCAGUGUUUAAUUCUUCAAACUGCAAAAAAAAAAAAAAAAAAAAAGAGUGCCAGAAAAAGUUUUCUUGAGAAAGUGUCACAAAUAACCUAACACACAUGCGCACACACACACACACACACGUAGAAACAGUACGAACAAGCGUCCAUCUUGCAGGGAGAAAUAAAAAAAAACAUUUGGGAGCGUGUAGCAGCCUUUAAUUGAGGACCGCCGGCAGUCAUCCGAGGCGGGAGAGUGGCAUCUGUCAAACUCUUUAAACAGAGCUUUGGUGUAAAAAUUGAGUCUUCAUAAUUCUGUAUGAAUAUCUGACAGGGAGAGAAGCGCCACAAGUUUAAUAAUGGAAGUGUCAAUGACAUGCAAGGGUGGUAUAUGAAUGUACAUGAGGUACCUGUGCUUGCUUGCUUAUUGGGGAGGCUGUGCGUUGUUUCUCCUUGAACUUUGGUCUGCAGACGUUUGACUUCCUGGUCGUAGUCACUCCACUCGGCCACGAUCCUCACGGCGGCCUGCAGCUUGGGCUCCUUGGUCAUUGGGUUGUUACACUAUGGAGACAGGACACAUUGUAAAAAAAAACAACAAAAAAACAGUUGAAGUUCACUUAGUGCGCCCUCUCGUGGCCAUUAGCUGGCAUUACACCCUUUACAGGACUUGAACACUCCUACGUUUUGUGUGUACGGCACAGUGAUACACACACUCACACACACGCAUAUAUUAUGGCAUAUAGCAUGCUGAUUUUCAAGGUGAUACACUAAAUACACAAAUAGCUGUUAAAAGGAAAGGAAAUACAAGAUAGCUAAUUUUCUGUUAACAAAUGCGCCCUCUGGGAGUUACUCGGAGGUAUGACAACUUUCCUGGCCAGGACAUAAAACAGUACUUCUACUGGGGUGCGCCAAUUGUCAUUGGGGGUACGUGAAUAAAAAUGAAAAACAAUUAGGAGGGCACCUGAACGCCUCAAGGCACAGAGCGUGACGUCAUAGCAGAAAGAAGCAAGGAGACGCGGCAUGAGGUUCGUCAUUGCUCUGUGUGAGUUACAUGAAUAAGUACGGAAGUUUGAUGAUUAUGUUGUGUAUUCAGAGUGUUUAACUUAUAUUGGUGUUCCAAUGCCCGCACUGUGAAAGCCUGUAUGUGUGUGUGUGUGUGUGUGUGUGUGUGUGAAGGGGUAUGUGCCUGACUAAAAAGUUUGGGAACCACUGGUUUACACUGACUGGCACAUGCAUGAAUGCAUCAUGGUAUCUUUCAGUACUUCUAUUGUAUAUACUGACAGACACACGGAUGAAAACAUACUACGGUAUUGUCGCACGCCGAAGCGUAAAAUCAUACUUAAAAAAAAAGGUUUGCCUAGUGCACCCUCUGUUGGCCAUGAGGAAAUAUGACG